GUUAUCGAAUCAUGCUUGCUAUCUGAAGAUGAUUGAACGUGCCCAAGACCACAAGUGGAUUAUUUGAAGCCGAAAAGUUUCUGUUGUACACAUGAAGUACUAUUUUAAAGAGAUCAGGUUUCAUUUCUUCAACAGACAGCUGUAGGGUUCGUUUUAAAUCAAUUAGGAAGGUUGUCAGAUCAUAGCUUGGUAUACUGGAGUAUCCGGCUGGCAGAAGCACACUGUAACCUAGAACCUCAAGCAUAUCUUCGAAAUGAUAUGUUGUCUCGCCAAUAAAGCCAGUAAUAUAUUUAGAUUUAUAGGUAUCAGUCAACUGAAAUGUGGGACGCAGACAAAAGUAUUAUAUGUUCGGCACAAAAUGACUAUACGGGGUCUCCGAACUACCCAGAGUUUAUCCCAUGGAGAAUUCGAAUGGAAAGAUCCAGAAACAGAAGAUGAAGUGGUAAAUAUAACUUACAUUGAUAAGGAUGGAAAUAAGAUACCUGUAAGAGGUAAAGUUGGAGAUAAUGUUCUAUACCUUGCGCAUCGGCAUGGGAUUGAUAUGGAAGGAGCAUGUGAAGCAUCACUGGCCUGUACCACUUGUCAUGUGUAUGUUCAUAGAGAUUUCUUGGAUAAGUUGCCUUCUCCAGAAGAGAAGGAAGAUGAUCUCCUGGACUUAGCCCCUUUCUUGAAGGAAAAUUCAAGAUUAGGUUGUCAAAUUAUUCUGAAAAAGGAAUAUGAAGGAAUGGAAUUGCAGCUGCCACAAGCAACUAGAAAUUUUUAUGUUGAUGGCCACAAACCAUCCCCUCAUUGAGCAAGGAGAUUGAUGCAGCACAUCAGUUCAGUGGACAGUGAGGUCAUUGAACCUACAUUUGUUAUGACUUGUGUGACUAUUGGCUGCUGGAGCAGUGUGAUAGGCAAAAGGCUUAUUAAUCUUGUGCAUUUUUAUUGUAGUUAUUUUUACUGACUAUUAGUGAUCUUAAUGCCAUUUAUAUUCCACUUUCUUAGAUAUAUGUCAAACAUUGCUGAUAUUCAUUUACAUACAUAUAUAUGAGUGAAGUUAAUUAUUCUAUAAACAAAGUAAAGGUGAAAUUAACUGAUAAAAAAUGUAAAUAGUAUUAUACCAUGGAAGUUAAAUGUAAACUGAACUUAUCUGCAAUAAUACCAGGAGUUUGAUGUAA
This is a messenger RNA of Cryptotermes secundus, 1160 nucleotides long. RefSeq names its product adrenodoxin-like protein 1, mitochondrial (gene Fdx1). Gene Ontology annotation, cellular component: mitochondrion. Gene Ontology annotation, molecular function: 2 iron, 2 sulfur cluster binding. Bases 254 to 793 code for a protein of 179 amino acids. Lineage: Eukaryota; Metazoa; Arthropoda; Insecta; Blattodea; Kalotermitidae. The record is from RefSeq and is a predicted model, not a curated record. Gene Ontology annotation, biological process: P450-containing electron transport chain; positive regulation of oxidoreductase activity. The transcript is spliced from 5 exons.